AUGGCCGAGCCUUCUGGGAACGAGCUGGCGUCCGCGGCUGCCAAGGGGGACCUAGUGCAACUUACUAAUUUGUUGCAAAAGAAUGUAAACGUCAAUGCACAAAAUGGAUUUGGGAGGACUGCGCUGCAGGUGAUGAAACUCGGGAACCCCGAAAUCGCCCGGCGGCUGCUCAGUAACGGGGCGAACCCCAAUCUGAAAGACAGCACCGGCUUCGCCGUCAUCCACGACGUAGCCAGGGAGGGCUUUCUGGACACUUUGCAGACUCUGCUGGAGUUCAAAGCCGAUGUUAACAUUGAGGACAACGACGGCAACCUGCCCUUGCACUUGGCGGCCCAGGAGGGGCACGUGCGGGUGGUGGAGCUGCUGCUGGCGCGCUCCGAGUGCAAGGUGGGCCACCAGAACAAGCGGGGGGCCACCGCCUGCGACCUGGCCAGGCUCUACAGGAGGGCGGCCGUGGUGCAGCUCCUGGAGGCCAGCAGCUCCUUCCCCCCCAGCAUGGACUGAACCCCGCUAGGACGGGGUCUCCUUUGGACGUGAGGGCGUGCAGACUUAUUGGGGUGUUUCCCCCUCCUCUUUAACAACGUUUGUUGCCACAUUACUUUUUUUUUUUUCCUCUCUCUCUCUCUCUUUUUUUUUUUUUUUUAAUUUUGAACAGCUGGUAGUGUAAGUCUCAAGAAAUUCCAGAGGUGGGUUUUUAGGUAACAGAAAGGUUUUAAAUCCAUGCUCCCAGCAGUUUCCUAUAUCUUUCACUUUACACAGUACUCCCAGGAUCAUCUGUGUGUAUUUUGGUUGCUCAUAUCUAGUUUUCCAGUAUCAACUUUUACAAUUUAUUUUAGGUCAUUCGUAUCAAGUCAUUAAUACAAGAGCUACUAUUCACAUGUUAAAUAUUGCUGGACUUUUAAGAAAAGGCAAUAGUUUACUGUGAUUUCUCCCACCUCUCAAUGCACCCCUCCCUUCUCACUCCCCCCACCCCUUUUGGUCAGGCUCAAGAGUCUGAGGUCCUGUUUUAGAUAAAAACAUCC
This is a messenger RNA of Cinclus cinclus, 1022 nucleotides long. RefSeq names its product cyclin dependent kinase inhibitor 2C (gene CDKN2C). The coding region runs from base 1 to 504 and encodes 167 amino acids. Gene Ontology annotation, biological process: negative regulation of cell population proliferation; regulation of cyclin-dependent protein serine/threonine kinase activity. Gene Ontology annotation, cellular component: nucleus. The record is from RefSeq and is a predicted model, not a curated record. The transcript is spliced from 2 exons. Gene Ontology annotation, molecular function: protein kinase binding; cyclin-dependent protein serine/threonine kinase inhibitor activity. NCBI's taxonomy places the organism in Eukaryota, Metazoa, Chordata, Aves, Passeriformes, Cinclidae.